Messenger RNA from Cicer arietinum (chickpea), 2030 nucleotides. RefSeq names its product shaggy-related protein kinase kappa. The record is from RefSeq and is a predicted model, not a curated record. Lineage: Eukaryota; Viridiplantae; Streptophyta; Magnoliopsida; Fabales; Fabaceae. Gene Ontology annotation, cellular component: nucleus; cytoplasm. Gene Ontology annotation, molecular function: protein serine/threonine kinase activity; ATP binding. Gene Ontology annotation, biological process: cell differentiation; signal transduction; peptidyl-threonine phosphorylation.
AAAUAGAAUUUAAUAAUGAAUAUUUGUUUAAGAGAUAAAGAUAACGUGGAAGGGAUAUUGGAAAGUGGGUAGAGGUGAGGAGGAAGAAGGGCGUAAAGCAGUUGCAAGUGGCCCAGGUAUAUAUAAUAAUAUAAAAAUAUAUAAUAAUAAUAAUAAUGGUAUUAAGAGGGAAAAAAGCAAGAUCGAGAAAGAGUAAAGCAGAUUGAAUUUGCGAUCGGGUUGAAAUCAAGUGCGAUAGAUCGAAAUUAUGAAUUAAAAUAAAAAUGCAAGUCUUCUCCCAUUCUGUUCACCACAAUUUGUUGGAGUUUCAGUUAUUUUAAUACAAGUAUUCAAAACAAACACAACAGUCACACAUAGUAGCGACUGUGUUGUGAUAUUAUGGCAUCUGCCGCUAGUCUUGGAAUUGGAAAUGGAAACGGAAACGGAAAUGGUAAUGGUGGGGUCGGCAGUUCCAGGUCUGCUGCCUUAAGAGGUUCUUCUAGCUCUGUCGAUUGGCUUGGGAGAGAGAUGCUUCAGAUGAGGCUCAGGGACAACCUCGACCACGAUCAUCAUCACGAUCAUCACGAUCACGAUGAUGAUGACAGAGAGAGUGAGCCUGACAUCAUCGACGGUGUGGGUGCUGAAACAGGACAUGUAAUACGAACCAGCAUUGGCGGACGAAAUGGUCAAUCUAAGCAGAAUGUUAGUUAUAUUGCCGAGCAUGUCGUUGGUACCGGCUCUUUUGGCGUUGUCUUUCAAGCAAAAUGUAGAGAAACUGGAGAGAUUGUUGCUAUCAAGAAAGUUCUCCAGGACAAGCGCUACAAGAACAGAGAGUUACAGAUUAUGCAAAUGCUGGACCAUCCAAAUAUUGUCGCCCUUAGGCAUUGUUUCUUUUCCACAACUGACAAAGAAGAACUUUACUUGAAUCUUGUACUUGAAUAUGUUCCUGAAACCGUCAAUCGUAUUGCGAGGAGCUAUAGCAGGAUUAACCAGCGAAUGCCUCUAAUAUACGUCAAACUUUAUACAUACCAGAUAUGCAGGGCACUUGCUUACAUACAUAAUUGCAUUGGCAUCUGUCAUCGUGACAUCAAACCUCAGAACCUACUUGUGAACCCGCACACUCAUCAGCUGAAACUUUGUGAUUUUGGGAGUGCAAAAGUGUUGGUGAAAGGAGAACCUAAUGUUUCUUAUAUCUGUUCAAGAUACUAUCGUGCCCCAGAACUUAUAUUUGGCGCUACUGAAUACACAACUGCCAUAGAUAUAUGGUCAACUGGUUGUGUAAUGGCUGAAUUACUUCUUGGACAGCCCUUGUUUCCUGGAGAGAGUGGAGUUGAUCAGCUAGUUGAAAUCAUCAAGGUUUUGGGAACUCCUACCAGAGAGGAGAUAAAGUGCAUGAACCCAAAUUAUACUGAAUUUAAGUUUCCGCAGAUAAAACCUCACCCAUGGCACAAGGUCUUUCAGAAACGCUUACCCCCAGAAGCAGUGGACCUUGUCUGUAGGUUUUUUCAGUACUCUCCUAAUUUGAGAUGCACUGCUUUGGAAGCUUGCAUUCAUCCCUUCUUCGAUGAACUGAGGGACCCAAACACUCGCCUUCCCAAUGGUCGCCCACUGCCUCCGCUGUUUAAUUUUAAACCUCAGGAACUUUCUGGUAUUCCACCUGAUGUCAUCAACCGGCUUAUUCCAGAACAUGCUCGUAAACAGAACUUAUUUAUGGCUUUGCACACCUAGCAAGUUUUAUUUUUUCCUCCCCUGUGGCUUACUAGCAGGCUGUAAAUUAUCGGGUGUAUCUGAGAAAGUGACACCGAAAGAGUUCCUAGGAUUAUAUUUAUAAUAUGAUAAUUUUCAUAUUUUUUUUAUAUUUUCUUGUCAAAGGAGCUGUUUUCUAUUCUUGCUCAGGAGUCAGUGUUUUCAUGUAUAUUUAUUUGUCUCGUACAUGUGCUACCAGUUAACUUAGGCCCUUUUGGUACAUCUUAUUAUAUAGAAUAAUACUUGACAGUGUUCAUGAUGUUGUGUGAUAUACUCUGCAGUAUAUUAGUUCUUACAUUAUUUAA